AUGAAUAUUAUACGAACAAAAAAGGCAUACAAAGCAAUUUGCAGUCUGGCUGUACACAUGGGAGCUACACUCCAGAGCUCUGGAAAUGUCACAAAUCCUGAGAGCGUUCAAUGUCCCAAUCCACUUGGAGAUCCUGGAACUGGGGAGACAGUAUGUUCUCUACCCUACAGCUUUGAAGAGUAUUCUGAGAAUGAAACAGAAAUAUCUAUAUCUUUCAAAGGCAUUACAUCUAUUGACAGCAAUAUUAAGAGACUAUUAAAGCUAGAGAAGCUGGAUCUCCGUAGUAACGACAUCGAGAUAUUGCCAGCUGAAAUAGGUGAACUGGAGAAUUUACAGUGCUUAAAUCUUAAUAGUAACAAGCUUGAGACAUUACCGGCUGUAAUAUGGGAGCUGAAGAAUCUACAAGAAUUGCUUCUUAGUGAUAACAAUAUCGACACACUACCACCUAAGAUAGUAAAUCUGAAGAAUCUACAAUACCUGGAUCUCAAUAAUAACAAACUUACGACAUUGCCAGUUGAGAUAGGAAGUCUGAAGAAUUUAAGGGUACUGUAUCUCAGUUACAACAGGCUCGAGACACUACCAGUUGAGAUAAGUAAGUUAUCAAAAUCUUUGGAGUUAUUAGAUUUGACGGGUAAUAAUAUUUCAGAGGAAGGAGAAAGGGAAAAGACUCUAGGUAAAAAAGAACUGAGAGCGAUAUUUGAAGAUCGUGUUGAAUUCAAUGGGGAUGUCUUAUAA
Molecule: messenger RNA, 735 nt
Organism: Vittaforma corneae ATCC 50505
Lineage: Eukaryota; Fungi; Microsporidia; Nosematidae
Exons: 1
Coding region: 1-735 (244 amino acids)
Molecular function (GO): protein binding
Source: RefSeq, a predicted model, not a curated record